This is a messenger RNA of Hemisphaericaspora subhashii, 738 nucleotides long. RefSeq lists its product as uncharacterized. The coding region runs from base 1 to 738 and encodes 245 amino acids. The transcript has a single exon. Lineage: Eukaryota; Fungi; Ascomycota; Pichiomycetes; Serinales; Debaryomycetaceae. The record is from RefSeq and is a predicted model, not a curated record.
AUGAAAUUACUACUACCUAUUUUAUUAUUUUUUGCAGCCUGUCAUCUAUGUCGAGAUGACGAUCAUCAUCAAGGAAAUAAUGACCAUAAUCGAACAACAAAAACAACGACCAAUCAACACGGAGUAGGACAGAAUCCUAGUACGAUAAAUACAAGGACCCCUGUUAUAACCAAUCAAGCUAAUCACAAUGGAUAUGGACACAAUCCUAAUACUGUACAUGAUGAUGACGAAAUUAAUCACAAAUACACGACACCACACGAAGGAUAUAAUGAUCACAAUGAGAUAGAUCACAACACGCAACAGGGUCAUAAUACACUGAAUGCUAAUAGAGGACAAAAUGCAAGCAUGGGGAAGACUACUUCAGUUAGUUCAACACAUAGAUCAACAGAGAUUCAUAAGACGAGUCAAACUACUCAUGAUACAGACAGGAACAAUAUGACGCCCAAUGACCAGAAGCACACCUCAACAGCAAAUGCUUCUGCCACGAACCGAAACACGCAUGAUACGCACAAUACUCGGAAUUCAAGGACUACUACAAACAGUAAGGCAACUGCAGCGAGAAUGAAUACAGAGACCCGUGGCACAUUGACUGCUCAGGUCAGCUAUACCACUCGUCAAACACCUAGUGUUACCAACACUGGUCCACUCCAAACAGGAGAGACAGGGAAUACUCAGAACAAUGCUGUCAAGUCGUUGCAAAAUCCGUUACCCUACGGAUUAAUAAUCCUUUUACUAUGA